This is a messenger RNA of Menidia menidia (Atlantic silverside), 516 nucleotides long. The record is from the annotation of a GenBank genome assembly. NCBI's taxonomy places the organism in Eukaryota, Metazoa, Chordata, Actinopteri, Atheriniformes, Atherinopsidae.
AUGCCUGCAGACUAUGAUAAAGAAGCGUAUCCAGAACCUCCACGGCAGACUCCUGUUGUGGAUAAACAAACAGCACUGCCAAACCCAGCUCUGAUUUUGUCUAAAGUCUUCUAUUAUGCCGUGGACCUGCCUGUCACCACAUUCAGAGAUGCCGUUGACAGCAUUCGCUCCAAAAACAAGCUGGUUUAUUACCACCAGAAGUUCCGUCGUGUUCCUGACCUGACUGAGUGCCAGGAGGGAGACUAUACCUGCUACUAUGAGGCAGAGAUGCAGUGGAGGAGAGACUAUAAGGUGGAUCAGGAGAUUGUGAAGGUGAUCCAGGAGCGUAUGAGGGCCUGCCAGCAGAGAGAAGGCGCCAGCUACCAGCAGAACUGUGCCAAGGAGAUACAGCAGUUCAACGAGGUGACCAAGAGUUUCCAGUCGCGCUAUGGUGACCUGGGAGCAUAUGCUAGCGGAAGGAAAUGUUUAAUGAAGCAAAAGGAACGGAUGAUGGCAGCUCAGGCACAAAGUGCCUGA